This is a messenger RNA of Canariomyces notabilis, 2028 nucleotides long. RefSeq names its product kinase-like protein. The annotation marks the transcript as partial. Gene Ontology annotation, molecular function: protein kinase activity; ATP binding. The transcript has 2 exons. Lineage: Eukaryota; Fungi; Ascomycota; Sordariomycetes; Sordariales; Chaetomiaceae. Gene Ontology annotation, cellular component: cytoplasm. Gene Ontology annotation, biological process: protein phosphorylation; signal transduction. The record is from RefSeq and is a predicted model, not a curated record.
AUGGCUCAAACCCAACCAGAUGCCUUGGCCACAGCCACGGCCUCCAUGAUGGAUAGCAACGGCCAGGCGCAACAACAACAAAGUCUGUGGCGCAGGCUCUUUUCUGGCCGGGAGAAGGACAAUGGGGCUUCAUCUGCGCUAUCCGACGUGUCCAUCAAAGGGCAGGGUGCCGAGCAACAGGACGACACCAAGGCAGGCCUCAUCCGACGAGUUUCUCGAAAGGUGGUGCCCGGUCUCCCCAGGGCUCCGACCUUUAAGAGGCAACAAUCGGAGCUGCGGAGCAGGCUGGAACCUGUUCGUCCCACCCCGGCUGAGCGGAGAGCUGUCUCCAUGGAUAGACGCAUGCACGGCUCAAAUAGCGCUUUCACUCAGUCAAAUCCCAGAACCAGUGCUCCAGAUUUCUUGCACCACUCCCUCAGCGUCACGCCCUCCCCGCUCUCACGGCCCACAAGUCCUAUCGACGGCGUACUGGAUAGCACUGGGGAUCUGAGUGGCUUUGCUCUAGACAUGGACCUGGAUGACCAUGGCCCAGUGCGCGAUGCCGACGCUAGUUCCAAGCUGGAUGUCCAGUCCAUGACCACCUCCCAGUACGAUGCAAUGAUUGACGACGAGCUGGAGAGGAUAUGGAUUCUGAACCUGUCGAUGCACUUUCGCGAUAAGUCCAAGAGGGAAAAGUUCUUCGUCACCUACCGCGAACACGAGCACCUCUGGCGACGUGUCACCAUCUCGCUUGACUACCGGUGCGCUCCUGAGCCCUCGUUAGAAUUGGACCUGGCCCAUACCAAAUUCCAGCGUGACAAGAGUGCAAAGAUUUAUGACGCCAUUCGGGAAAGUCUUCCCGAUAUACAGUUCUACGACACUGUAACCAAUCUCAAAUUGGAGACCAAGGACGGGCGACUACACGUGCACGUUGUGGAAGAUGUCAAUGAAAUCAUCCAUUAUCCGUCAGUGCGCAUGAUCCAGCAUAUGAACUGUCGGCGAGUAAAGGAGCGAGAGAUCCAGUUUGACUCGCACAUGUCCGGGUUUGUAUACAAAGUUCGAGUCCACGGCAGGCAGCUCAUAAAAAAGGAGAUUCCAGGUCCAGACACGGUCGAGGAGUUCCUCUACGAAAUCAACGCGCUCAACUCCCUACAAGCUGCGAACAAUGUUAUCCAGUUCUACGGCGUCGUUGUGGACGAGAGGGAGGAACUCGUCACAGGUCUAUUGAUUAGCUACGCAGAGCGGGGAGCCCUCAUCGAUGUGAUAUACGAUCACGAUCAUUCACUACCCUGGCCGACUCGGGAAAAGUGGGCGAGGCAAAUUGUCACCGGGUUAUCCGAGAUCCACGAGGCUGGCUUUGUUCAGGGCGACUUCACCUUGUCCAACAUCGUCAUAGACAAGAACGAAGACGCCAAGAUCAUCGACAUUAAUCGGCGAGGUUGCCCGAUCGGCUGGGAGCCACCGGAGGCAACGCCCAUGAUCGAGAGUGGGCAGCGAAUUUCCAUGUAUAUCGGGGUCAAGUCCGAUCUAUACCAGCUCGGCAUGGUGCUUUGGGCCCUAGCAAUGCAAGAAGACGAGCCCGAGGCAUUCGGUCGCCCCCUGAAGAUCGACUCGGGCGUCCAGGUGCCGGCCUGGUAUAAACGCGUUGUCGAUACUUGUCUGAGCGUUAACCCCCGAAACCGACUCCACGCAUGCCAGCUGCUGUCCUGGUUCCCUGACCGCGAAGAGGAGAGCCACUAUGGCGCUCCGAAUGGGUCCUUUACUUCUCUGAACGACGACAUAAGUUCACGUCAUGACUAUAUCCCUGAUCAUUUCCCAAAUGGGGUCCCGCGCAUCAUGACCGUCCACCCGCCGAACGAUUGGGCAUAUGUCGGCUGGAAUGCCCAUUCCGUACCCGACGACUCAUAUUAUUACCCUGCGAGAGGGAGGUCCCCGCCAUCUCCGAUGCCGAGCAACCAGGGAGAUUACAAAUCCUUGCGGUAUGGGCCGAGGAUGCACACUUGGUCUGACACGUAUAAUCACGCACUGACGGUGCCGUCGGUCGGUAAU